This is a messenger RNA of Phragmites australis (common reed), 3077 nucleotides long. RefSeq names its product pentatricopeptide repeat-containing protein At2g32630-like. Lineage: Eukaryota; Viridiplantae; Streptophyta; Magnoliopsida; Poales; Poaceae. The record is from RefSeq and is a predicted model, not a curated record. Gene Ontology annotation, molecular function: protein binding.
GCGCGAGCCAGGCCAUUUCCUGACCUUGGUCUUUUUGACUGCUACCAUCUCCGCUCCCGCCUAUGGCGGCGUCCACCUCCGACUCGCCGCCGCUCGCCGCCUUCGUGUCGAUGCUCACCGCGCGCCGCUUUGCCGCCGCUAAGUCUCUGCUCUCCUCCCUCCUCACGCCCCGCCUCCUCGCCGUGCCAUUCUCCGACCUCGCCGCCUCCUCCCUCCCCCGCGGCGCCUCACCCCACGCCGUGGCGGCCUUCCACGACAUGCUCUUCCGCGCGUACGCCGACGCUGGCGCCGCCGCCCGUGCGUCCGAGGCCCUCGACCUCACCGUCUCCCGCCUCGGCCGCCUCGAUCCUCGCUCACUCACGUCGUCCCUGCUCUCCCUCCGCCGAACCGGACAUCUCGCCGCCGCCGCGGACCUCCUUAGGCGGGCGCUCACCUCUUGUCCCGACUCUGUCUCGCCUCUCUCCGCGUCUGUCGUGGUCGACGGGUUUUGCAAGGCCCGCCGCAUCGCCGACGCCCGCCAGCUGCUCGACGAAAUGCCUCGCCACGGCGUGAAGCUGAAUGCUUUGUGCUAUAACUCGCUGCUUGACAGCUACACACGCCAAAAAGAUGAAUCCCGGGUCGCGGAGGUGCUAAAGAUCAUGAAAGAUGAAGGCAUCGAAUUGACAGUUGGGACAUAUACAAUCCUUGUGGAUGGUUUAUCGGCGACCAUGGAUAUCAACAAGAUUGAAGCUGUGUUUGAUGAGAUGAAGAGGAAGAAUGUCAUAGGGGAUGUGUAUUUCUAUUCAGCGGUCAUCAACGCAUACUGCCGUGCAGGGAAUGUGCGGAGGGCGUCUGAGGUAUUUGAUGAAUGUGUUGGCAAUGGCAUUGAGCCAAAUGAGCGCACAUAUGGAGCAUUGAUCAACGGGUUCUGCAAGAUUGGGCAGAUGGAGGCUGCAGAGAUGUUGCUGGCAGAUAUGCAGGCGCGAGGGGUAGGCCAUAACCAAAUUAUUUUCAAUACGAUGAUUGACGGGUAUUGUCGUAAAGGGAUGGUGGACAAUGCUUUUAAAAUAAAGGCGACCAUGGAAAAAACAGGCAUUGAGCUGGACGUGUACACAUACAACACACUAGCCUGUGGGCUUUGCAGGGUGAAUAAAAUAGAUGAGGCCAAGAACCUAUUGCAUAUCAUGAUCGAGAAGGGUGUCGCGCCGAAUUAUGUCAGCUACACUACAUUGAUCAGCAUACACUGCAAGGAAGGUGACAUGGUGGAGGCUAGAAGGCUGUUCCGAGUAAUGGCAGGGAAAGGGGCAAUGCCAAGUGUUGUAACGUACAAUGUUAUGAUGGAUGGGUACAUCAAGAAGGGGAGCAUCCGCGAGGCCGAGAGGUUCAGAAAGGAGAUGGAGAAGAAAGGGCUUGUCCCAGAUGUAUACACAUAUGCAUCACUUGUUCAUGGGCACUGUGUCAAUGGGAAGGCGGAUGUGGCACUGAAGCUGUUUGAAGAGAUGAAGCAGAGGGGAACCAAACCUAACGUUGUGGCUUAUACGGCUCUGAUAUCAGGUCUGGCAAAGGAAGGGAGAUCAGAAGAGGCGUUCCAGUUGUACGACGAUAUGUUGAAAGCUGGAUUGACUCCGGAUGAGCUCCACGUCUGCAGUGUGAUCCCGGCGUGCGGCGGCGAGGGAAAGCUCGAGCUUGGCCGGCAAAUCCACGGCUUUGCGGUGAAGCUGGGUGUCGACGGGCACGUCUCCAUCGGCAAUGUGCUCGUCGCGAUGUACUACAAGUGCGGCGCUCCCGGCUGCGCCCGGAAGCUGUUCGAGCUCAUGGACGAGCGCGCGGUCAUCUCAAGGACCACAGCGAUCUCCAUGGACAGGGAGGACGACGCCGUGACACUAUUCAAAGGCAUGCGGCGUGAUGAGGUGGCGCCGAACGAGGUCACCUUCGUGGCAUUGCUCUCAGCGAUGCUGGGAGACUGCCCGGCGAGGGAAGGGCAGAUGAUCCACGCGGUGUGCCUCAAGACCGGCAUGUCUGGUAAGGCGGCGGCGGCGGCGAACAGCCUCAUAACCAUGUACGCCAAGCUGCGGCGCAUGGAGGAUGCGAGGAUGCUCUUCAAUCUUAUGCCUCACCCGGAGAUCAUCGCUUGGAACGCUCUGAUCUCAGGUUACGCACAGAAUGAGAAGUGCAGGGUCGCUCUCGAGGUCUUCUCGUCAAUGGUGAAGUGCAUGAAACCCAACGAGACAACGUUCGCAAGCGUCCUCAGCGCGGUGACCGCGGUCGAGACGGUGUCCAUGGCUUACGGCCGGAUGUAUCACUGCCAGACGCUGAAGCUGGGGCUCGGAACUAGCGUGUUCGUCUCUGGCGCUCUCAUCGACAUGUACGCGAAGCCAGGCAGCUUGGAGGAGUCUCGGAAGGCGUUCGCCGAGACCGUCCACCGCAGCCUCAUUGCCUGGAUGGCGAUCAUCUCGGCGAACACGAAGCAUGGGAACUACGACGCCGUCGUGAGCCUCUUCAACGACAUGGUACGCUCCGGCGUGACUCCGGACGGCGUGGUUCUGCUCUGUGUCCUCACGGCUUGUCGGUACAGCGGGUUUGUCAGCUUGGACCGGGAGAUCUUUGACUCCAUGGUUGCCGAGCACGGCGCAGAGCUGUGGCCGGAGCACUACGCGUGCGUUGUCGACAUGUUAGGCCGCGGGGGGAGGCUGGAGGAGGCCGAGGAGCUCAUGCUGCAGAUGCCGUCCGGGCCCCUCCUGGGCGCCUGCAGGAUCCACGGCAACACGGACGUUGGCGAGAGGGUCGCCGGUGUCCUGACAGAGAAGGAGCCCAAGGAGUCCGGCGCGUACGUGCUGCUGUCGAACAUCUACGCUGAGAAGGGCGACUGGGCCAGCGUGGCGAGGGUGAGGCGGCAGACGCGGGAAGGGUUCAGCUGGGUGGACGCCGGUGGCGUCGGCGGCUCGCUGCAACUGCACAGGCUAUCGUCGGACGACACGACGCAUCCGCUCACGGAGGAGAUAUACAGAGUGGCAGAGGGGCUAGGCUGGGAGAUGAAAGUCUUGUAGAGCUGCUUGCAGAUGGAAAUGGAAAGCCUUAUUUGACGCCCGGAAAAUGCA